This is a messenger RNA of Erythranthe guttata (spotted monkey flower), 1783 nucleotides long. Its product is annotated as tryptophan aminotransferase-related protein 2. Gene Ontology annotation, biological process: amino acid metabolic process. Gene Ontology annotation, molecular function: carbon-sulfur lyase activity; transaminase activity. Lineage: Eukaryota; Viridiplantae; Streptophyta; Magnoliopsida; Lamiales; Phrymaceae. The record is from RefSeq and is a predicted model, not a curated record.
UUUUCACUGUGGCCCAAACUGCAAUUUCUGCGCUGCGUUUCUUUCAUCUUUAUAACUUAUCAAAUACAAUAUAUAAAUAAAUCACUUUGUAGUGUUUACCAUCUUGACCAUCUCUCUCACUCUCUCUCUCUCUUAAAAUCUUUCAGAAACUGCAAAUGUGAUCAUAAGAUAGAAUCUUUUCUACAGAUUCUCUCUCCCUCUCUCUCUCUCUCUCUCUCUCUCUCUCUCUCUCUCUCUGUGUAUCAGCUUUCACAGAAGUGGGAUUAACUUUUCAGAUUAUUACAGAGAUUUUGCAAAAGGUAAGAAGAAAAGAAACCUGGUAAACUCAGUAAUGGAGCUUAGGACAGUGAUUUUGGGGCAUUUUUUGGUGGUUUCUUUAGCGUUGAACGCUGGUUUGUUGUACAGAGACUACUGCAAUGGCGGCAAACACAGGUUUAAGGAUGUUUUAUUCUUCAAGAAUGAGUGCAAGAACUCAUCUUUAGCCACAAAUAGAGAUGCCCAUCUUUCCAAAAGUGCUUUUCUUGAUUCUUCAAAAGCUCUUCCUGCUGAAAUUAUCGAUCUUGAUCAUGGCGAUCCGACGAUGUACGAGAGGUAUUGGCAACAAAUGGGGGAAAAAACGACGGUUGUGAUUCCGGGGUGGAAAUUCAUUAGUUAUUUUUCGGAUGUGAAUAAUCUUUGCUGGUUUUUGGAGCCGGAAUUUGCGAGUGCAGUUACUCGGUUGCAUAAAUUGGUGGGAAAUGCGGUUACUGAAGACCGUUAUAUGGUCGUCGGAACGGGGUCCACGCAGCUAUUCCAGGCUGUCCUUUAUGCCGUUUCGCCGACUAAUGCUUCUGAACCAAUCAGCGUAGUUUCUGCUGCUCCGUUUUACUCGUCGUACCCAUUGAUAACCGAAUUUCUGAAAUCCGGGCUCUAUAAAUGGGCGGGAGAUGCUCGUAAAUUCAAGAAAGAUAAGCCUUAUAUCGAAUUAGUGACAUCUCCGAACAAUCCCGAUGGAUUAUCAAGAGAAGCGGUUGUUAAUCGAGAUCAAGGGAUAUUAAUACAUGACUUGGCUUAUUAUUGGCCGCAAUAUACUCCGAUUUCUUCUCCUCCUGCGGAUCAUGAUAUUAUGUUGUUUACGGUUUCCAAGAGUACGGGCCAUGCUGGCACGCGAUUAGGUUGGGCUUUGGUUAAGGAUCGAGAAAUCGCAAAGAAAAUGACAGAAUUCAUCGUGCUAAGCACAAUAGGCGUGUCCAAAGAAUCGCAACUAAGAGCAGCAAAAAUAUUACAAGUCAUGUCCGAUACACACGAAAACGAACGUAACUUUAAGGAAAGUGAACCCUUCUUCGACCACAGCUACAAUCUCAUGGCGAUGAGGUGGCAACAGCUUAGGGACGCAGUGAAAAAGAACCCGCUCUUUAGUCUGCCCGAAUUCCCGCAUGGCAAAUGCGCCUUUAGUGGUCGUACAUUUGCAUCACAGCCAGCUUUUGCUUGGCUCAAGUGUGAAGGCGAAACGGAGGAUUGUGAGGGAUUUCUUCGGGAGCACAAGAUAUUGACGAGAAGUGGGAAGCACUUUGGCGAGAGCUCGAAAUAUGUUCGGAUCAGUAUUUUGCCACGCGACGAAGUAUUUGAUCAGUUUACCGAUAGAUUAUCGAGUAUUACUUCUUCAUAGACUUCAAAAUUUCUUUCUUUUCUUUUCUUUUUUUUUUUUUUUUUUUUUUAAUGUUUUGGUCUUUGUGAUGAUGGUUUUAGGCAGAAGGGCUUUUAUGUAAACAAUGUUUGUUAAUAAUGGUGUUAUGCAUGAUAU